This is a messenger RNA of Pseudophryne corroboree (corroboree frog), 1008 nucleotides long. It is a transcript of the gene TPMT, whose product is annotated as thiopurine S-methyltransferase. The transcript is spliced from 9 exons. Bases 131 to 853 code for a protein of 240 amino acids. NCBI's taxonomy places the organism in Eukaryota, Metazoa, Chordata, Amphibia, Anura, Myobatrachidae. The record is from RefSeq and is a predicted model, not a curated record. Gene Ontology annotation, molecular function: thiopurine S-methyltransferase activity.
GGCGGCCAUAUUUGUCAUGGGCUAGGCAGUAGGCACUUAUUUAGCGAAGUGUCCGGUUUAUGUGAGUACUAUACUACUACUGUCUGUUUUCCACACUUCACGGAUUUGCCUGAAGAACCCAAUCCAAAUUAUGUCUAAUCCCUCUGGACUCCCUGAAAUAAAGCAAGAUCGAGUUCUUACUAGCGAAGACUGGAACCAUAAAUGGGAAAAUAGAAACAUUGGAUUUCACGAAGAGAAUAUACAUCCGUUGCUUGCAGAGUUCCUGAAGGAAAUGAUAAAUGGUAGGACACACUUGAACAUAUUUUUCCCUUUCUGUGGAAAAGCAGUGGAUAUGAAAUGGCUGGCUGAUCUGGGACAUAACAUUGUUGGAGUUGAUGUCUCAGAAAUAGCAUUAAAGGAAUUUUUUGAAGAACAUAGUAUUGCUUAUGUUGAAGAAGAAGUAACAGGAAUUCCUGAAGCUAAACUUUUCAAGAGUACAUCUGGAAACAUUUGUCUCUACUGCUGUAAUAUCUAUCUCCUAUCUGACUCAGUGAUUGGAAAGUUUGACGGAAUAUGGGACAGAGGAGCACUGGUAGCUGUGAACCCAAGAGAAAGAGAACGUUAUGUCAAUGUAUUGCUGUCACUAAUGAAUGAGGACGUUCGUUAUCUACUUGUUACUGUUGAUUAUGAUCCUAAAUUGCAUGCAGGGCCGCCUUUUUAUGUGCCUAAAUCAGAGGUGGAAGCAUUAUUUGGCUCUUUGUGCAAUUUUAAGCAGUUGAAGAAGGUUGAGGUUUUUACUGACAAGCAGAAACUCUGGGGACUUGAUUUCUUCUUUGAAGACAUUUACCUCUUAACUAGAAAAUCCCAUUCAUGAUUAACUGAAGAGUUUUAAACGGAUGCUGUUUGGAGGCACAAGUUAAACCAAUUACUGCUUCAUGUUAUAUAUUAUAUAUUUUCAAAUUUUAGACUUCCUUCACUUUAUUAUCCCUUCCACUUACAAAUAAAAAUGCAUUUGACAUGAAGGUAAAA